AUGUCUCGUCCUAUGGUUGCUGGUAUUUCCCCUUCUCGGAACCCGGUUAGUCGACUUCACCUACAGCCUCGCGUGUUAGUCACUCCUUCGACCUCCGUCCGCGCCGCCUGUACCGACAACCGACCUACGUUCCGCCGCUCUUUUUACUCUCGUGUCGUUCAACGACACCGAGAGAGCCGCUCUUUUGCUGAGAUGCAACAAGGUUCGCGUCUCCCCGUUCGUUCACCUUCUCCUUCCCCUCCUGCCUCUGUUUCUUCCCCUUCCACUCCUUCACUUCCUCGUCCUUGGAAGAUCAUCACUCGUUGUAUCCCUCCUCCGCCCACUUCCACUCGUUCUUCUGUUGGGCCUACCCCCAGAGGGGGUAGGAGUUCGCUAACAGCCUACCCUUCUCGCUUGGCGGAGAGGAAGGCGUCUCGGCAGGCCCGGACUCGGCCCUGGGUUCAACCCACGGAGUCGAGUGCCAAACCUUCUCUGCGGGGAACCCUGCGGAGCCGGUAUUGCAAGCUCCUGCCUAACUCAGGUAAGCCCGUCUCCCAUGUUGAGCCCGCUAAGCCAGCUCUCAAAUCGGCCCUCUCCAAAGGUAAGUAUUCGGGUAAGUCGAAGCGGGUUCGCUUCGUUGGAGAGGAGCCCGAGAAACCAGUCCUGACGCCCGCCAUGAAGCCGGGCCUCAAAUCUGCUCUCUCCAAAGGUAAGUAUUCGGGUAAGUUGAAGCAGGUUCGCUUCAUUGGAGAUGAGCCGAGGCCCGCAUUGAAGCCUGCACUCUCCAAAGGUAAGUAUAGAGGUGAGUCGGGUAAGUCGAAGCAGGUCCGCUUCGGGGGAGUGCAGGUCGAGACUGUGUCUCGGUACAUCAAGAAGUUUCGGUGGGCAAAGACUAGAGAGAGAGUGGAGCCGUUGGAGGAGGAGGAUGAGGAUGGGGAGAAGGAGAAGUACAUUACGUACUGGGGGAAUCAGCGGUCGUCGAUGAUUGAGUUCAUUCAUUCGGAGGGACCGUGCGGGCGUCAGGACUGCGCCUGGAACAGCUUGGCUCGUAUCCAGGCGAUGCGGCCAAUGUGGGAUACCAAGACGGUAUUCUGGUGUUGGAAUAGGAAGAGGGAGAUCGUCCGGGAAAAUGGGGGCUUUGCUCUGGCUGGCGAAUGUCCUGGAGAAGUAUUGGUGGCGCAGCUGCAUUCACCGAUCGACGACGAGAGGACUUUCUUGUCAGGGGGUUCCAUUCUCAUGGGUAAUGACGCACCCGCGUAA
This is a messenger RNA of Aspergillus wentii DTO 134E9, 1239 nucleotides long. RefSeq lists its product as uncharacterized. Bases 1 to 1239 code for a protein of 412 amino acids. NCBI's taxonomy places the organism in Eukaryota, Fungi, Ascomycota, Eurotiomycetes, Eurotiales, Aspergillaceae. The transcript has 4 exons. The record is from RefSeq and is a predicted model, not a curated record.